AGUGGGGGGCGGGUUUCCCGGGCGCCUCCGGGCUCGAGUCACUUCCGGUGCCCUGACCUUUAUAGGAGUAAACAGACCCCCGCCUUCUCCGCCUCCCCUCCUGCCCAGGUGACCGACUAAUCCCCUGUCUUGAAGAGAAAGCGUUGGCCAGGGUUCCUUGGCUAGUUGGCAGGGUGGGGGUCAAGUAGGAGCUGCCUAGGGGGAGCUGCCUGGACUUGGGGUUCUUCGUCAAAACUUAGCAGCACUGCGGGUACCUCCAUCCCGUUUCUUCUCAAGUCACGAACUUGAAGGGAACCCCUUGGCAAUUCUUAUUUUUCUCUUGAGAGCAGACAGCCUUCAGCCCUAGCUGCCACGGCUGGCGUGUCUGACCCAGCUGUGGUUUUUCCAGGCCUGAAGGCCCCGGAGUGCGCCAGCGGCAUGUACAAAGACACCGUCUACUCCGCCUUCAAUCUGCUCAUGCACUACCCAGCCCCUUCGGGAGCAGGGCAGCAUCCCCAGCCGCAACCCCCGCUGCACAACAAGGCCAGUCAACCUGCCCAUGGCGUACCCCAACUCUCUCCUCUCUAUGAACAUUUCAGCAGCCCACACCCCACACCUGCACCGGCCGACAUCAACCAGAAGCAAGUUCACAGACCUCUGCAGACCUCUGACCUCUCUGGCUUCUACUCUCUGACCUCAGGCAGCAUGGGACAGCUCCCCCACACUGUGAGCUGGUUCACCCACCCAUCUCUGAUGCUAGGUUCUGGUGUACCUGGUCACCCAGCAGCCAUUCCCCACCCGGCCAUUGUACCCCCCUCAGGGAAGCAGGAACUGCAGCCCUAUGAUCGCAGCCUGAAGACGCAGGCAGAAUCCAAGGCAGAGAAGGAGGCCAAGAAACCAACCAUAAAGAAGCCACUCAACGCCUUCAUGCUGUACAUGAAGGAGAUGAGAGCCAAAGUCAUUGCAGAGUGCACACUCAAGGAGAGUGCUGCCAUCAACCAGAUCCUGGGCCGCAGGUGGCACGCACUGUCGCGGGAAGAGCAGGCCAAGUAUUACGAGCUUGCCCGCAAGGAGAGGCAGCUGCACAUGCAGCUAUACCCAGGCUGGUCGGCGCGGGACAACUACGGGAAGAAGAAGAGACGGUCCAGGGAAAAGCACCAAGAAUCCAACACAGAUAACUCUCUUCACUAUUCCUAGGAGGAAAAAGAAAUGCAUUCGGUACUUACCCGGAGAAGGCCGCUGCCCCAGCCCCGUUCCUUCCGAUGACAGUACUGUAGGCUGCUCCGGGUCCCCAGCCCCCCAGGACUCACCCUCAUACCUCCUGCUGCCCCACUUCCCCACAGCACUACUUGCUAGCCCUGCGGAGCCAGCACCUACAUCACCAGGUCUCUCUGCAGCUCUCAGUCUCCCAGCCCCCUGGGCCCCCACAGGCCCCCAGCAGUGCCCUGCAGAGUACACAGGUACAGCAACAGGAAUUUCAGAGACAGGCAGUCUAGCAUGCACAGGACACCUGGCCUCCUCCAGGGACC
Molossus molossus (Pallas's mastiff bat) is the source of this 1508-nucleotide messenger RNA. RefSeq names its product transcription factor 7 (gene TCF7). Gene Ontology annotation, cellular component: beta-catenin-TCF complex. The record is from RefSeq and is a predicted model, not a curated record. The transcript has 8 exons. Lineage: Eukaryota; Metazoa; Chordata; Mammalia; Chiroptera; Molossidae. Gene Ontology annotation, molecular function: DNA-binding transcription factor activity, RNA polymerase II-specific; RNA polymerase II cis-regulatory region sequence-specific DNA binding. Gene Ontology annotation, biological process: regulation of transcription by RNA polymerase II; canonical Wnt signaling pathway. The coding region runs from base 418 to 1176 and encodes 252 amino acids.